Messenger RNA from Fundulus heteroclitus (mummichog), 778 nucleotides. RefSeq names its product apolipoprotein C-II (gene apoc2). The record is from RefSeq and is a predicted model, not a curated record. The transcript is spliced from 4 exons. The coding region runs from base 94 to 384 and encodes 96 amino acids. Gene Ontology annotation, molecular function: enzyme activator activity. Gene Ontology annotation, biological process: lipid metabolic process; lipid transport. NCBI's taxonomy places the organism in Eukaryota, Metazoa, Chordata, Actinopteri, Cyprinodontiformes, Fundulidae. Gene Ontology annotation, cellular component: chylomicron.
AUUUACACUCCUAUAUAAACAGCUCAGGCCAGCGGUGCCUCCGACUUUGUUUUCUUUUCCUCAUUUCUGCACAGGAAGACAAUACCCACCACCAUGAAUAAACUGCUGGCCGUUUCUGUGCUCAUUGCACUUCUUGCUCUCAGCGCCGAAAGCUUUCGUUUGGCGAGGCAAGCCGAGGAGGAGGAGGGGACGCUGACCAAGAUCUCAGGCGCUGUCAAGUCCUACUAUGACAGCGCUGUGGAUACUGUCAGCGGAUACGUGGACAGCAUCAAAGGCCUGAAACUUGAGGAGAAAGCAAAGAAUCUUUACAGUGAGACGAGUACAGUUGUGAGCACCUACGCUGGUAUUGUGCAAGACCAGCUUUACCACUUCUUUCACCACUAGGAAAAGACAAUACAAAAGUAAACACAAAACAAACUGACCUUACUCGCCUUUUGCAAGAGCAUAACAAUGCUCAGCCCGCACUAGAAAGUGCCUACACACCAUUUGACAUCUUAACUUUUUGUACUCAUCACCAAACAGAGUCUCACAACUGAAAAGACGGACAGUGCGCUCUUCGUAGAGCUUUUUCUUCUCCUAACAGCCUGCCUAGAGGAAACGGAUGGACAAAUGUCGUGAGCCCACGGAGCACUCAAUGUGAAAAUCCCGCAGAUAAUGUCAUGGUCCAACGCCGCCCACUUGCACCGUAUUUCCUCUUAACUGACCCAAAUCAGCUGUUCCACCCCUUGAUGAGUGUAAAUGUUUGUGUCAUGUCUUGAAAUAAAAUAUUUAUACAAUA